This is a messenger RNA of Girardinichthys multiradiatus, 2118 nucleotides long. It is a transcript of the gene calr3b, whose product is annotated as calreticulin 3b. Bases 129 to 1385 code for a protein of 418 amino acids. Gene Ontology annotation, biological process: protein folding. Lineage: Eukaryota; Metazoa; Chordata; Actinopteri; Cyprinodontiformes; Goodeidae. Gene Ontology annotation, molecular function: calcium ion binding. The transcript has 9 exons. The record is from RefSeq and is a predicted model, not a curated record. Gene Ontology annotation, cellular component: endoplasmic reticulum membrane; endoplasmic reticulum.
GCAGGCAGCCAUCUGUUCGCCGUAGCCACUCUAAAAUAUUCCCUUUGCUUCCUUCUUCCACAAACUACUUGCUGUUUAGUCCGGAGGUGCUUCUCUGAGUAGCGGGACGUGCAGCUAAAAGGAGAAAAAUGCAGUUUUUAGGUUUAGUUGUAGUAAUAUCUGCAGUCUUCUGCGUGUAUGCUAAUGUUUAUUUUCGGGAGGAGUUUCUGGACGGUGAUGAAUGGAGAAGUCGUUGGGUCAACUCCAAGCACAAGUCUGAUUAUGGAGAGUGGAAACUGACUGCUGGAAACUUCUAUGGAGAUGCAGAGAAAGACAAAGGUCUACAGACGAGCCAAGAUGCUCGUUUCUACGCCGUCUCUGCCCGUUUUGACCCCUUCAGCAACGAGGGGAAGCCUUUGGUCAUUCAGCUCACGGUCAAGCAUGAGCAGAAGAUCGACUGUGGUGGUGGCUAUGUGAAGGUCUUCCCCUCUGACUUGGAUCAGACCGACAUGCAUGGGGAUUCCUCAUAUUACAUCAUGUUUGGCCCUGACAUCUGUGGCUACAGCACCAAGAAAGUUCAUGUCAUCUUUAAUUACAAGGGCAAGAAUCACCUGAUCAAAAAAGAGAUUAAGUGCAAGGACGAUGAGCUGACCCACCUGUACACGCUGAUCCUGAACCCAGACCAGACCUAUGAGGUGAAGAUCGACAACGAAAAGGUGGAGUCUGGCAGUCUGGAGGAAGACUGGGACUUCCUGCCUCCUAAGAAAAUUAAGGAUCCUGAAGCCAAGAAACCAGAGGACUGGGAUGACCGCCCUAAGAUCGAUGACGCUGAUGACACAAAACCCGAGGACUGGGACAAACCUGAAAACAUUCCUGAUCCUGAUGCUAAGAAGCCUGAAGACUGGGAUGAAGAUAUGGAUGGAGAGUGGGAGCCACCUAUGAUCCCCAACCCAGAGUACAAAGGAGAGUGGAAACCCAAACAGAUCGACAACCCCAACUACAAGGGAACCUGGGUGCAUCCUGAAAUUGACAAUCCCGAGCACAGUCCUGAUCCGACCAUCUACAAGUUUGACAAAAUCGGUGUUAUUGGCCUUGAUCUCUGGCAGGUGAAAUCUGGUACAAUCUUUGACAACCUUGUGAUCACCGACGAUGUGAAGGAAGCAGAAGACAUCGGAAAGCAGACGUGGGGCGUGACAAAGGAACCAGAGAAGAAAAUGAAGCAAGAGCAGGAUGACUUGAAACGAAAAGAGGAAGAGGAGAACAAAGAACAAGCCACCGAGGCUGAUGAAGAUGAAGACGAGGAAGAGGAAGAAGAGGAGGAGGAGGAGGAAGAAGAGACAAAGGACGAGACAGAAGAUACACUUGAAAACGAUGAAGACGACUCAAAGCCCAAAGAUGAGCUUUGAGAAGGUGUAGCUAAAAGGUUUAUCUAAGUUUUUAAACCCCCUUCCAUAGAAACUGUCGCGUCAUUCCCAGGGGUGUUGUGGCUGCUGUGCAUCUUUUUCCCUGGGAUCGGGACAUGCCCCAACUUUGGGAUUUGAAGUAGAAAACUUUGGAAGUGGGUGUGUGUGAGCGGGUGUUAAGGGACUUGUUUUUGUUGUUGUUGUUUUUUUUUUUCUCAUGUUUCCCUUGAACUGCUGAACUGAUUCUGUAGUUUUCUGACCAACAAACUCCAUUCCUCAUUUUGUUAACGACACAUUCGGUCGGCACUGACAUCUGCUAUUUUUCUUGAUUUUCUUGAUCGAACCAUCUCAGUUUCUGACCGGGUUCUCAGUUGGUUACUUUAAGAGAGAUUCUAAUGUUUUUGAGAUGAGACAAAUCAGAUUGAAACCUAACCUAAAAAAUAAUUUAUUCUUGGUUGUUUCUAUGGCACUGACUGUAACCUUUUACUCUUCAUUCUUUGAAAGCUGAAUGAAAUGAUAAAAAGAAAAGUCCUGCGAGUACAUUUUUAUUUCUCAGCGAAGUUGUUUGAAUUCAACAUGUUUUCAUGGAAGUGUGAUGGGAUGUGCAGAUUAAUCCUGAAAGUCUGGACAAACAGACGCUGGUGUGUCGGUGCUGCUCACACAAGAGCAACACACAAACAUUUUACCGGACAGAAUGUGAUUCAUGCCAAAGGUUUUAUUAAAAGAAUCAUACUUU